CCUUGGCCUCAUUGCAUAGGCACGAUUGUGUGGUAGCCUGAGCAACUCUUAUUCCUUGGUACGCUCCAUGGCACUUGUGCGGCCUGUGCGGCUGAACCACACCUCGUCCAUGCAUUUUGCGAUUCGCUAUCUCUGCAUCAGCCAUACACCGCUCAUAUCAAAUGGCUCCAAGAUACAACGUCAGUCCUUUCAAUUUCAGCCCCAUGGUAGAUCACCACCACCGGCAGACCGGAUGGUAGCUGCGUUUCGAGAUCUCUGCUGCACUUUUCACGCAUUUUCACGACUCAUUGCGAUUUCACCGAGUACACGAGGAACACCAGUCUGUCCCGACUCCCAUAGCAAACAUAUUGCUCUUCACUUCCAGGACUGGCUGAACAAUCGGUUGCACACAAAUUCAUUCGACACACAUCUAUCUUCUCCAAGCCAGACAUCCACCCAUCUCGGAUUCCAAUCCACCAACUGAACCAUGGAAACAACACCAUCACCCCCCUACACCCCCAAAACCUUAGCAACCUGCAUCACCGCCCGCCACAGCACCCGCCUCUUCACCCCCGACCCCGUGCCCGCCUCAAUCCUCCGCGCCUGCGCAACCCUAGCAACCAACGCCCCCUCAAACUCCAACACGCAACCUUGGCGCCUCCGCCUCGCCCACGGCCCCGCACGCACCCGCAUCGUGAGCGCCCUGCAAAGCGCCGCCAACGACCACGGCCCACGCAUCGCCCCUCUCCCAGCAGAGUUCAACCACUUCCGCUCCGCCAUGGGGCACAAACUCUACGGUCCAGAAGGGUGGAACAUCCCGCGGGACGACGCGGCGCACCACCUGGAAGCGCAGCUGCGCAACUACGAGUUCUUCGGCGCGCCGGUGUGUGGCCUUGUCACGCUUUGCGAUGAGCGGUUGACGGCCAUGGACGCCAUGUGUGUGGGGCUGUUUGUGCAGAAUUUCGUGCUGGCGUUGACGGAGCGGGGGUUGGGGAGUUGUUUGCAGGUUAGCGUUGUGGGGUUUCCCGAGGUGGUGAGGAGGGAGUUUGGGGUGGCGAAGGAGGAGGUGCUGUUGUGUGGGAUUGCGAUUGGGUGGCCUGCUGUGCAUCCUGUUAAUGUGUUGGAUAUUGGGCGGGAGGACGUUGAUGAAGUGCUGAUCUUGUUGGAUGAGUAGGGUGUUGGCAUUUGGGGGAAGGUUGUUUUUGCGUUCAGCGGGC
Molecule: messenger RNA, 1196 nt
Organism: Neohortaea acidophila
Lineage: Eukaryota; Fungi; Ascomycota; Dothideomycetes; Mycosphaerellales; Teratosphaeriaceae
Product: nitroreductase
Exons: 1
Coding region: 467-1153 (228 amino acids)
Molecular function (GO): oxidoreductase activity
Source: RefSeq, a predicted model, not a curated record